AUGGAGAGGGAAUCAAGUUUAAAAAUAGAUUCAAGCUCGGUGAGCGCACCUGUUGUUGUCACAAUGGUAUGUUUGUACAUCUUCUUCAGGAGUAUGUCAAGCACAACGCCAGCGAUCAACCUGAUUAAGGGGAAGUUUAGAUCGGUCACUGGUCUACUUCUAAAAUUAUCCAUUUUUUCAUCGACUGUUUAUAGUAUUGUGCUAUACUAUCUCAGUACAAAGUUUCAGAUUGACAAAAUUGCUUUAGAACUGCUUCAGACGUUUGAUAAACACUACGUCGUCAAUUAUCGUGAGUACAGCAUUGAUCUAGGAUUGGUGCUUGUCUCGGCUCUAAAACUUGCCGAUAUCCUAUUCACAUCCUGUAUUUUCUUUUGUAUUUCUGUGAUCGCUCCAAGUACCAAAUAUUCAACUUCUACUUUCAGCAAUACAAUUUCCAUUGCCUCAAAGUUGUGGGCAGUAUUCAGAAUUCCCAUUGUGUACUAUGCAGAUGGGCUAGGCAUGCUUAUCAACGAGAAAUUGGCGUUGUUUAUGAUGCUGGUAUUUUUCAAUAUCGAGCUGAUGGUGGCUGCAUUCUUUGUUUUAUUUUUAAGGCUUAGAAGCACUGGCCUUAAAAAAUCACAUUCAGAUGCUGGGUUUCUAUCACUCUGUCUAUUUUUAUACGGGUUUCUAAAAUACUCCAUCAAUUUCAUUGAUUUUCCAUUUAAAAUCGACAGUAAUAUUCUCGGGCUAAUAUACUCAUUCCAAUAUGCACUAUCCAUUUCAAUAUAUCUUCUAAUGGCUGGUAUUGUAUUUCCUAGAAAAGAGACAAGCACAGCUGCGAAAGAGAAGACUGUGAUAGGCCAAAGUAACAGUGUGGCCAUGCUUGAAGAGGUAAUAGAAUUUGAGGAACUGCAAAAGCUGAAACCGAUUAAUUAA
Vittaforma corneae ATCC 50505 is the source of this 915-nucleotide messenger RNA. RefSeq lists its product as uncharacterized. Lineage: Eukaryota; Fungi; Microsporidia; Nosematidae. Bases 1 to 915 code for a protein of 304 amino acids. The record is from RefSeq and is a predicted model, not a curated record. The transcript has a single exon.